Messenger RNA from Malaya genurostris, 1785 nucleotides. Its product is annotated as probable cytochrome P450 9f2. The transcript is spliced from 2 exons. Bases 127 to 1734 code for a protein of 535 amino acids. NCBI's taxonomy places the organism in Eukaryota, Metazoa, Arthropoda, Insecta, Diptera, Culicidae. The record is from RefSeq and is a predicted model, not a curated record. Gene Ontology annotation, molecular function: heme binding; oxidoreductase activity, acting on paired donors, with incorporation or reduction of molecular oxygen; iron ion binding.
UAUGCAAUUGAGCCAAUUUACUAGAUUUGUUCCUGACCGUGUGCCGCGCAAAUAAAAUGAUAAUGAUUUUAAGUUUACCAAUCAGUUGAAGGUGAAUCUUCGCGAAAGCAAGUACCUAGGCCCAUAAUGGAAAUCGAUAUUGGUGUUUUGAUCGCACUGGUCUUACUAGCAACAGUUCUGUACAAAUGGGUGACCAAAAAUAAUGAUUACUUUCACGACAAGCCAAUUCCGUCAAUGGCGGUGAAGUUUCUGCUUGGAAGCACAGGACCUCUGAUUCUGAAACGCUAUUCAUUUAACGGAUUCGUUAAUUUAAUUUACAAUAAGUUUCCCAGUGCAAAAGUUUUCGGUAUAUUCGACUCACUGACACCAAUUUUCGUAAUUCGUGAUCCAGAAUUGAUUAGAAAAAUUACCAUAAAGGAUUUCGACCACUUCGUGGACCAUCGGCCAACCUUUGGAGACAGCAAGAAUGACAAUAAAAAUUCCCUCUUCGGAAAAGCAUUAUUUUCAUUAGAAGGCGCAAAGUGGCGCGACAUGAGAGCUAUUCUGAGUCCGGCCUUCACUGGAAGUAAGAUGCGUCAAAUGUUUGAAUUGAUCAUUGAAUGCUGCGAAAAUGUUUCAAACCACUAUCAAACCCAAUCGGGAGAAUCGCAAGAAAUAGGACUUACUGAUCUUUUCUCUCGAUUUGGUACAGAUGUUAUUGCGUCGUGCGCGUUUGGAUUCAAGAUAGAUUCAUUCAAUGAUCCGGAAAAUGAUUUCUUUAUAAUCGGCAAAAAGAUGAUGCGUUUCGAUAAACUCAUCGUAGCGCUGAGAAUAUUUGGAUUUAAAUUUUUCCCAACUACGCUGGGCAAGUUAGGAGUCGACAUCGUCGAUCGAGAGCAUAUUCAGUAUUUCCGUACCAUUAUAUUGAAUUCAAUACAAGAGCGACAAACGAAAGGGAUCAUUCGGGCGGAUAUGAUUAAUUUGUUGAUCCAAGCAAGAAAUGGAACGCUGCGACAUCAACAGGAAAAGGAACACGACGAAGGAUUUGCUACGGUUCAGGAAUCUGAUAUUGGAAAAGCCACAGUGACGAAAAAAAUGACAGAAAACGAGAUGGUCGCUCAAGCCUUCGUGUUUUUCCUUGCUGGGUUCGAAACUGUGUCUACUACCUUAUCGUUUUUGGUAUACGAUUUAGUGAUGAAUCCUGAUAUCCAGCAAAAAUUGUACGAAGAAAUCCUAUCGACAGAAGGAGAGUUGAAUGGCAAGACACUCAACUAUGAUACCUUGCAAAUGAUGAGAUAUAUGGACAUGGUCGUAUCAGAGAGUAUGCGGAUCCGUCCGGCUGCAGCCAUGUUGGACAGGGUCUGCCUUCAUGAUUACGUGCUGGACGAUGGCAAUGGGUUGAAGUUUACUAUUGACAAAGGUACUGCCGUGUGGAUCCCAACUCAAGGUAUCCAUCUUGAUCCUCAGUACUACCCGAAUCCAACCAAAUUCGAUCCGGAACGCUUCAGUCUGGAAAACAGAGGCAAGAUCAACCCAUUCACAUAUCUACCAUUUGGUACAGGGCCAAGAAACUGUAUUGGAUCUCGACUCGCUCUGAUGGAGAUCAAAUCAAUUAUUUACUAUUUAUUAUUGCACUUUUCUUUUAAACAGUGCGAUAGAACACAGGUUCCACUCAAGUUACGCAAAGGCUAUACUAUAAUGGGUAGUGAAAGUGAGAUAUAUGUUGAACUAAAGAAACGACAAAAAGAAUUAUAAAGUAAAACUAAAUUUUUAUGUGACAUUUGAUUAAUAAAGCUUUUAAGAGGA